Molecule: messenger RNA, 1638 nt
Organism: Aspergillus versicolor CBS 583.65
Lineage: Eukaryota; Fungi; Ascomycota; Eurotiomycetes; Eurotiales; Aspergillaceae
Product: L-lactate dehydrogenase
Exons: 2
Coding region: 43-1362 (439 amino acids)
Molecular function (GO): oxidoreductase activity; FMN binding
Source: RefSeq, a predicted model, not a curated record
UACUCUCGAUUUAUCAAUAGAGUCUUAUUUCUAUAAUCCACCAUGAGUGAUCCGAACAAUCCCAACAUCCAGGACCGAACAACGCCCCAAUGGGGUCUCUACCAACGCGAGAACUUCCUCAAGUUGAACGAAGGCAAAACAGCCCCAUUCAACACCGAUCCAACAAAACUCGAACAAAAAGCACGCGAAACCCUCAGCUUAGGAGGCUGGUACUACGCCUCUUCCAACGCCGGCCUCUCAACAACACACCUCGCAAACCGGCAGGCCUUCUACAGGCACCGCAUAGUCCCCAACCAGCUCGUGGACACAAACCACCGCGACACAACAACCGAGAUCUUCGGGCACCGCGUGUCCGCACCUAUCGGCUUCGCGCCAAUCGGGAUAAACAAGAUCUACCACCCAUCCGCCGAACUCGCCGUCGCGAAAGUAGCCGGCGAGCUGAACCUGCCGUACUGUCUCUCGACGGCGGGGAGUUCGCCGAUUGAGAAAGUCGGCGAAGCGAAUGGGGAAGGGAACCCGCGGUUCUACCAGCUUUACAUGCCACAUGAUGAUGAGUUGACGGUGUCGCUGCUAACGAGGGCAUGGAAGUCCGGGUUCGAUGCGUGCAUGUUGACGACGGAUACGUGGCAGCUGGGGUGGCGGCAUGACGAUGUCGCGAACUCGAACUAUGCGUUUUACCGCGGCAUGGGUGCGGAUUUGGGGCUUAGUGACCCUGUCUUCCAGAAGCGGUGUCGCGAGGAGGGGAUUGAUGUGGAAAAGGACGCUGUUGCGGCGUCGGUCAAGUGGAUUGAUUCGGUGUGGCAUGGGCGGGCGUGGUCGUGGGAGAAGAUUCCAUGGUUGGUUAAGACGUGGAAGGAGAUUUCGGGGGGCAGGCCGUUUGUGAUUAAGGGGAUUCAGUCGGUGGCGGAUGCGAAGAAGUGUGUUGAGUAUGGGGUUGAUGGGAUUGUUGUGAGUAACCAUGCUGGGAGACAGGUGGAUGGGGCGAUUGCGAGUUUGGAUGCACUGGAGAAUAUUGUUGGUGCGGUGGGAGAGCAGUUGUAUAUCAUGUACGAUUCCGGAGUGAGGGGAGCGAGUGAUGUUGCAAAGGCGCUGGCUUUGGGCGCGAAAUUUGUCUUUAUUGGGCGGCUUUGGAUCUGGGGGCUCAGUAUUAUGGGCGAGGAAGGGGUGCGCCAUGUCAUGAAGUCGCUUUUGGCGGACUUUGAUAUCCUCAUGGCGGUUGGUGGGUUCAACAGCGUGGAGGACUUUGAUAAGUCUAUCUUAGGUAUGUGCGCCGCCUGGCAAGGAGUUGUUUGGCCCGAAGCUCACAUUGUUGCAGAGUCCUAUCCCAAGUCGUAUACGUUGAUUCCAGACAGGGUGCUAUGAUCAUUGAAGCCAUACAUUGAAGAGCAUCAGAAAUCGUUGUAUCCAAUAGGUAGUAUAUUUCUAGUACCGGCAUGUAUUGAAACAAUGCCAUGAAUCAACAUGUUGUAUCUGAUUAUAAUGAUAUAUGUAGUGAAAUCGGCACGCAGUGACAAGUGGAUAUGUAAAGAGGACAAAAUAUAUGUAUCAUCCCAAGUUGGGAAAACCGCUAAAUAUAAGACAAGAAUAGAAGAGUGGUCAAAGCAAGCAAGUCGUAACUGGGCACUCUAGAGGCAGGUG